Molecule: messenger RNA, 909 nt
Organism: Saccharomycopsis crataegensis
Lineage: Eukaryota; Fungi; Ascomycota; Saccharomycetes; Ascoideales; Saccharomycopsidaceae
Exons: 1
Coding region: 1-909 (302 amino acids)
Biological process (GO): endoplasmic reticulum tubular network organization; membrane organization
Cellular component (GO): membrane; endoplasmic reticulum
Source: RefSeq, a predicted model, not a curated record
AUGGAAUUCCAGGGUGUCCCUCCACUUCCCCCAGGCCUUCAGAGCUUUUUGGCGAGUCUUCCUAUGUUGGAUUUGUUGUUGAAAAGAUCGUGGGUCGCCACCCACGUCCAGACAAUAGUAUCGACAUUGGUAUACUUCAUCACUAUCCUUAAAGUCCCCCCAUUGGCCAUGGUGUUCUAUUAUGUGGGGGUGCUAGGAAUCAUCAGUACCUACACCAUAUCAAUAUACCGGAUGCAUUUCUUAAGCAACUCAUUUGUCACCAGUGCCAUUCCUAUUACCGAAGCCAUCAAAUCUGAAAACUUCCAUUUAUUGUUGAUGGCUUUGCUCUGGCUUAUAACCCCGCCGCAGCUUUUCAAGCUCCUACCAUUUGCGAUCUUUUCGACGUUGAACCUUGCCAUCUACGCCAAUCGGAAUCUUUGGGCCCCAAAAAACCCUUUUGUUUUGGCGACUGCCCCAUUGAUAGAAUACGCACAACAUCCCAUGAUGAUGACAGUGGCCUACAUCGAACUCGUGUUAUUUCUUGUGGUGUUUAUCCAGGGAGCAUUAAGAGGGUCUUUCUACGCCUACAUCAUGUAUUUCUUUAUUUGGUGUCUUCGAGUAGAACGUUCUCCUUAUUCCAGAGCGGUUAUCUACCAGUUCUUGAAUCUCAUAACUCUAGCCUUAUCUCAGCCAAACAUCCCUCCUCAUGUCUUCCAUAAUUGGAUCUUGAUCUACAAAAGAAUCGCGGAAAUCAUACCAUUGGCAUCAUCCCAUAGAAACAGACUUUUCUACAAUCAAAACAAAACAGUCUGGCCCACUGCUUCCCAUUCUCCUGCUGUGAAUCGUGGUCGUCGUGGGAAAAGACGUUCACAUCACAAUUACGAAGUUUACGAUCAUGCCGACGCGUCGAGUAUUCUUCAGAAUUUUUGA